This is a messenger RNA of Capsella rubella, 1679 nucleotides long. RefSeq lists its product as uncharacterized. The transcript has 8 exons. Gene Ontology annotation, biological process: regulation of mitotic spindle organization; activation of protein kinase activity; mitotic spindle assembly. The coding region runs from base 93 to 1541 and encodes 482 amino acids. The record is from RefSeq and is a predicted model, not a curated record. Gene Ontology annotation, cellular component: mitotic spindle; nuclear microtubule. Gene Ontology annotation, molecular function: protein kinase activator activity; microtubule binding. NCBI's taxonomy places the organism in Eukaryota, Viridiplantae, Streptophyta, Magnoliopsida, Brassicales, Brassicaceae.
GAUUUUGCAACAAUUCCCUCCUCCUCCUCCUCCUCUCUCUCUCUUCUUCGCUAUUCACACUUUGAAGACAAAACCCUAAUUUCUCAUCUCCGAUGGCGUCGACGAAUCUGAAGAAUGCCAAACACGAGGCUCCGGUGAUUGAUCCGAUCACUUUCCAAUCCAAGCCUCACGAAGAGGUUUCUAAGUUUUCCGAGAAUUCUAACCCUAACAUCGUCUCCCAGUCGACUCCACUAGCGAAAUCGAGAAAAUCUAAGCCUACUCCGGCGGUUUUCUCACCGCGGCACCGGAUCAGAGAAAGGAGAUUCGUGGUAGUGAAGAAGAAUUCUAGGAAGGAGAAGAAGGAUCCUGCCUCCGUCGACUGUAAAUGCGGAGCUAAUCCCAAUUCCAACUUGAAGAAAUGUGUCUGUGUUGCGUAUGAAACUCUGCGUGCUUCCCAGGAAGAUUUCUUCAAUAAUCGAAGAGAAUCUGAACCACAGAUUGGAGAAUCCAGCCGUAACUUGGAUGAGGGAGACGAAGAUGUCGAAAUUGGAGAUUCUGAUGACAUUAGGGUUUCUAUGAUGAAGAGGAGACGAGAAAAGGUGCUGGAAGAAGCGAGAAUGAGUCUCCCUGAAUAUGGUAAAGUGAUGCAUCUUGUCAAAGCUUUUGAGAAGCUUACUUGCUUCCCACUUUCAAAGGUUAUCUAUAAUAAGGAAGACGAUCACAUUAAGAAACCUCUGAAAUGGGAAUUGCCUGGAAUGAGCCAACAAAAGCAGCAGCCUAAGUGUCCACAAACUGAGACGGAUGAAGUCACAUGGAGCUCUUCGUUUUCUCCAUCUGGUUUGGUCUUAACAGCUACGAACCUAGGGCUACAACAGCCUCAUGCCCCAGUUUCUUCUUCAUGGGACAAUAGUGUUUCAAGUCUGAACUCAAAUGGUGGCCGGAGGGGCAGAAGAAAUAGCUUGGACUCCUCUGCUUCAGUGGGAAGUAGAAGAUCGAAGAAGAAGCAAAUCAAAGUCACUUCUCUGAAACCAUUCAAACUCAGAACUGAGGAACGAGGACGUAUGAAAGAAGAAGAGUUUGCAAAGAAGCUGCAAGACAAGAAAUUGGAGGAAGAAAAAAUGAGAAUCCCCAUAGCUCAAGGUCUUCCCUGGACAACUGAUGAACCUGAGAAUUUGGUUAAGCCCCAUGUGAAAGAUAUCACAAUACCAAUAGACUUGAAGCUCCAUUCAGACAUUCGAGCGGUAGAACGUGCGGAAUUUGAUUACCAGGUUGCGGAGAAGAUAAACCUAAUAGAGCAAUACAAAACAGAAAGAGAACGGCAGCAAAAGCUAGCAGAAGAAGAAGAGAUAAGAAGGUUGAGGAAGGAGUUGGUCCCUAAGGCACAACCAAUGCCAUACUUCGAUAGGCCAUUCAUUCCCAGAAGGUCGAACAAACAUCCAACUAUUCCUAGAGAUCCCAAGUUUAAUAUACCGCAACACAAGAAAAUAAGAUGCUGCAGUACAUCGUCUUGGAGUGACACUGGAUCUUACAUGAGCGACCUCUUGUACCAGCAAGACCUCUGAUAAAGCUUUACGUUCAAUUUGCACAUUUCUUUAAUAAUCUUGUUCCUUGUCCAUAUCAUCUCUUUCAAACAAAACCUUAAUUUUUCCUUGAAGCAACCAAUUAGUUGCAACUUGCAAGAUUUUGUUUUCUCGGUUCAA